Molecule: messenger RNA, 3384 nt
Organism: Cyprinodon tularosa
Lineage: Eukaryota; Metazoa; Chordata; Actinopteri; Cyprinodontiformes; Cyprinodontidae
Exons: 18
Coding region: 35-2932 (965 amino acids)
Source: RefSeq, a predicted model, not a curated record
CAGUUUUUUCCAGAGGAAAGCAAAAUAAGGAACUAUGAGAAACCCUUCAACUCUGCUUUUCCUGAUUCUCCAGGGGACUGUUCUGGCUCACGGAUAUAAAAAUGUUGCAUUGCAUGGAAAAGCCACCCAGUCUGACAGAUUAAAUCAUGUUUUUGGAGCUGCUUCAGAAGCUAUAGAUGGAAACCGCCAGGCUCACUUUUAUGCAGGAUCAUGUACUCACACUGAGAGAAUGACCAAUCCCUGGUGGAGAGUGGACCUGCUGGAUACCUACAUUAUCACAUCAAUGUCUGUUACAAACAGAGGAGACUGCUGUGCAGAACUAUUAAACGGAGCAGAGAUUCACAUUGGAAACUCUUUACUCAGUGACGGCGCUGCUAACCCAGUGGUUGCUAUGAUUUCUCAUAUCCCAGCUGGCAGGACUUUGACAAUAACAUUUACCACCCAUGUGGAAGGACGCUAUGUGACUAUAGUGCUCCCUGGUCCAAACAGAAUCCUUACGCUUUGUGAAUUGGAAGUCUAUGGUUACCCCGCUCCAACUGGAGAGAAUAUUGCAAUAUAUGGAAAAGCUUCACAGUCAACAGUUGCCGCUGGAGCCAUUGCCUACAAUGCUAUAGAUGGGAAUCGUGAUGCUCGCUUUGACCACGGUUCCUGCAGUAUCACAAAUAAUGACUUUAACCCCUGGUGGAGACUGGACCUGGGGACAACCCAUAAAGUGUUCUCUAUUAGGAUAACCAACCGGAUGGAACAUGCAAGCAGAAUUAAUGGAGCUGAAAUUCGUAUUGGAGAUUCUCUUGAUAACAAUGGAAACACCAAUCCCAGGUGUGCUGUGAUCUCUACCAUCUCUCCUGGUUUUACUGAAACCUUUCAGUGCAACGGCAUGGAUGGUCGAUUCAUCAACAUUGUCAUACCUGGACGAAAUGAGUUUCUCACUCUGUGUGAGGUGGAAGUGUAUGGAUCUAGACUGGAUUACUCUUCCUUGAGAGCUGGUGGAGGGAUCCAGACUGAUAUCUUCAGAAUCAUGAGGCUCACUGUAUUAUUUCACCUACUGCUCCUCCUGCCAAUGUUCUCAGCCUAUAUUUACCAAAAUGUGGCUUUACGGGGCAAAGCUACACAGUCUUCUCAAUUGAAAGGAGACAAUCAUGGUUAUGUGGGUGCCUACAAUGCUAUUGAUGGAAACCGAAAUUCUGAUCUUAAAAAAGGAUCAUGCGCCCACACUGAUGCUGAAAAUAAUCCCUGGUGGAGAGUAGAUCUGCUGGAUUCAUACAUUGUCACCGAGGUCAUCAUCACUAACAGAGGAGACUGCUGUGAAGAUCGUAUAGAUGGUGCAGAGAUUCGCAUCGGAAAGUCCUCGCAAGACCAUGGCUUUGCAAACCCUGUGGUUGGUACAAUUUCCACUAUUGCAGCUGGAAGUUCUUACACAAUAAAUACGACUAAUCAUGUGGAAGGUCGUUAUGUGACUGUAAUAUUACCUGGUUUGAACAAGUAUCUAACACUGUGUGAAGUGGAGGUCUACGGGUACCGUUCUCCAACUGAAGAAAAUGUUGCAGUUUACGGAAAAGCCUCGCAGUCAACAGUUUAUCCUGCAGCCAUUGCCUACAAUGCUAUAGAUGGGAACCGUGAAGCUCGCUUUGACCUUGGUUCCUGCAGUGCCACAAAUAAUGACUUUAACCCCUGGUGGAGACUGGACCUGGGGAGAACCCAUAAAGUGUUCUCUAUUAGCAUAACCAACCGGAUGGAAGUUCACACUCGAACUAAUGGAGCUGAAAUUCGUAUUGGAAAUUCACUUGUUAACAAUGGAAAUAACAAUCCCAGAUGUGCUGUGAUCUCAACCAUCUCAGCUGGUUUUACUGAAACCUUUCAGUGCAAUGGCAUGGAUGGUCGAUUCAUCAAUGUUGUCAUACCUGGACGAAAUGAGUAUCUCACUCUUUGUGAGGUGGAAGUGUAUGCAUCUAGACUGGAUUAUAAAAAGGAGCACUACCGCAGAAUCAUGAGGCACGUUGUAUUAUUUAAUCUACUGAUUCUUCUGCCAAUGUUUUCAGCCUAUGCUUACCAAAAUGUGGCUUUACGGGGCAAAGCUACACAGUCCUCCUACUCUACAGGAGACAAUCAAGGUUAUGUGGGUGCCUACAAUGCUAUUGAUGGAAACCGCAAUGCUGAUCUUAAAAAAGGAUCAUGCUCCCACACUGACGCUGAAAAUAAUCCCUGGUGGAGAGUAGAUCUGCUGGAUUCAUACAUUGUCACCCAGGUCAUCAUCACCAACAGAGGAGACUGCUGUGAAGAUUAUAUCAACGGUGCAGAGAUUCGAAUCGGAAAGUCUUUACGAGACCAUGGCUCAGCAAACCCCGUGGUUGCUACAAUUUCCACUAUUGCAGCUGGAAGUUCUUACACAAUAAAUAUGACUAAUCAUGUGGAAGGUCGUUAUGUGACGGUAAUAUUACCUGGUUUGAACAAGUAUCUAACACUGUGUGAAGUUGAGGUCUACGGGUACCGUUCCCCAACUGAAGAAAAUGUUGCAGUUUAUGGAAAAGCCUCGCAGUCAACAGUUUAUCCUGCAGCCAUUGCCUACAAUGCUAUAGACGGGAACCGUGAAGCUCGCUUUGACUUUGGUUCCUGCAGUGCCACAAAUAAUGACUUUAACCCCUGGUGGAGACUGGACCUGGGGAGAACCCAUAAAGUGUUCUCUAUUAGCAUAACCAACCGGAUGGAACAUGCAAACAGAAUUAAUGGAGCUGAAAUCCGUAUUGGAAAUUCACUUGUUAACAAUGGAAAUAACAAUCCCAGAUGUGCUGUGAUCUCAACCAUCUCACCUGGUUUUACUGAAACCUUUCGGUGCAACGGCACGGAUGGUCGAUUCAUCAACGUUGUCAUACCUGGACGAAAGGAGUAUCUCACUCUUUGUGAGGUGGAGGUGUAUGCAUCUAGACUAGAUUAAAUAAAACCUGGUUGGAUUGAAACUUCAUAUUGAAAUCAAUGCUGAAAUGUGUGCAUGGCCAAGAUGUCUGCUUGAGCUAAAGUUACCAGAUUUAACAACCUGAUUGUUUAACACCUAAAACAAUGAUAUAUAAUUAAUCAUUUUAUAAUUAAAAUAAUAAUUUGCUAUGCGGCAGGAUGUUAAUAAGGGUACUUGAAACCACUAUGACCUUUUGAAGGUUAAAGCUGCAGGAUUUAUUCAAACCACUAAAAGGAGUGAAACUGUGAUAAAUAACUGAACAGAUUAGUAAAAUUUGGGAUGGGACCUAAAAUUUUAGGUCUGUUUAAACUGCUGAUGUAAUGAUCUGGCCUGUUUGCUCUCCUUUAAUUGGUAAUUUCUUUCACCUGUCGUUUUUCCUUCCUGCCUCAAUUAUUAUUUAUUCCUCUCACCUGUUUCCUCUUGGUUAUAUUCAG